AACAAACCAGAAGAAAGUCACCCUUUACAAUGAUAGUGAAGUAACAAUUAAGUACUCAUGGCUAAAAUUUGGGACUGUACAAGAAGAUUUGAAUGAGCUAAACAAGAAGGAGUGUUGUGGCCCGGGGGGAGGUGUGAUAUGACUGUGGUCUUCAAGCCACAGACAGCAGAAUAUCUCUGUACCGAGGCGUUCUGUGAUGUGGCAGGCCGUGACAACAGGCUGCCUCUGGGUCUGGAUGGUCAUGGACUUGGGCCUCUACUAGAGCUAUGCUUCCAUUCCCUGGAUAUUGGUGCAGUCUUCCUAGGUGCUAUACAAUGCUAUGAGAUUGUGGUCGCCAAUAAAGGAGAUAUCCCUGGAAGUAUUGAACACAUACCUACCAAAAUGGUAUUUGGUGGAAACUUGACAUGCAAACCUGAAACUUUGUGUUUACUGCCUUUUGAAAUGAAGUCGUUCAUAAUUUCGUUUUCCAGUGGUCGCACUGGAAAAUUUAUGGAAGAUGUAAAAUUUAGAAUAAGUCAGUCAGGUGAAGAACAGAAGGUUUUGUUAAAAGGCAGCAUUGUCAACCCAACUGUAUCUUUUGAUGUGACCAACCUUGAUUUUGGUUGUGUUGCUGUAGGUUUCCCAAAGACGACAGGAGUGUGCUUGGUCAACCAAUCAGAAGUGCCUGUGGAGUUCUCAUUGAGAGUGCCCAGUGAUGGAUUCUAUGAUCCGGUGACGUGUUGGGACUUUGCCCAAGCAAAGAUUAAACCUGCUAUUGUUCCGUUCUGCAGAGAGUUUACCCUGAAUCCAGAAAAUGGAGUGGUCCAUGCCAAUUCCACUUUACCCAUUGAGGUGACUCUCGUUACAAAUACUACCCACUGUCACACUUGUACUUUAGUGGCAGAGAAUAAGAGCGGUAAACUGUCAGAGCCCAUCUCACUCCCGGUUGUGUACGAGUCUCAGGUAGCCACUCUGGAGUGUCGGCCAUCAGAGGUGGAGUUUCGUUUCUGUUUCAUCAACUAUGAGUAUAUGGAAAAGAUGACUCUCAUCAAUGUCUCCAACUUGCCUGCCUAUUUUGCCAUUCUUCCCCAACAGGAGUCCUCACUGAAUCCAUUCAAGUAUACAGUGACCACUAGUGAGUACUUCCUCCAGCCAGGACAAUCUAUGAGCUUCACGGCCACUGUGGUGCCCUUAAUUGUUGGAAAGUUCAACCAAAAUGUGAUGAUGAUUGUUUUUGGAAAAAGCGAACCAGUGACACUGUUCACUAUAAACUGCAGUACCCAAGGUCCAAAUGUGUCUACCAACGUGGAGGCUCUCAACUUCGGCAAACUGAUACUACUGGAGUCUAAGACAUUGAGUUUGGACUUGACCAAUGAUUCUCCGAUUGGUGCCAAUUUUGAAAUUUAUGCAGAGGGAAAGCACCAGGCCAAGUGGAGUGUGAUGCCAAGCACAGGCCAUCUGCAUGCCGGAGAGACUAAGACAAUCAGUGUGACGGUGACGGUGCUUGACCCUAGCACAGUGUCAGCCUCUCUGCUGGUACACGUGGAGCAUAGUCGAGUGAUCAACAUCGGCCUCUUUGCCUCUGCAUCAGGCUGCGGAAUCCUAACGGAGCCCAAAAUUUUCCCUGAGAUAGACCUCGGGUAUUUGUUCAGCCGAAGACUGUAUCAGUUCACUAUAAAACUUCAUAAUCCAGGAACCAGACAUCACAUGAUACAUUUCAUUCCCGACAGACUGAGUAUUAGAUCUGGAUCUGUUCCUGUACUGAGUUUGUUCAGGUUCGUACCUUACAAAUUCGAUCUGGAAGGUGGCCAAAGUACAGAGAUAAUAUUGGAAGGUCAAAGCAACAGAGAAUUUGAGGUGUCAGAAUCUUUUGUAUGCUGGGCAAUAAUUAACAAAAGAGGCAUCAAACAAAACCUUGGCAGUAUUCAAAUAAAAGCUAACUUCAUAAUGCCGAUGAUAGAAUUGUCCGAGAGGUCCUUGGAAUUUGAAAUCAACAUCGGUCCCCAUAGUAGCCAAGGUCAAACAGACACGAGAACAAUGGCCUUAAAAAAUAUUUCCAACUUACCAGUCACAGUGGUAUUAGAGCUGGCACAUCCAUUUUUGAUUUCGGAAAGCGAAACUUCCAGAUCUACAGAAAACAUUCUGAGCCUGAACCCUUACACUGAGAGAGAAGUGGCAGUCGGAUUUUGGCCUCCUGUACAGUGUAGUCUACAGUCCACCACUUACCACAGUGCCUUGCAAAUCAGUUAUAAGGAGCAUCCACAGAGGGACAAGGUAAAUUUGAAGGGAAAGCUGAAUUUUCCCAACUUGCAGUUCUCUCAUCCGUCAGUGGACUUUGGCUGCAUUCCACUGGACUUUCAGGAUCACAGAGAGAUACUCAUGGUCAACCCAACACCUCUCCCAGUCACUUACAGCUUCACCUGGGAUCUAGACUCUGUGGCCGUCACAUACUUUGAGAAAGAGAAAAUUGAAGAAAUAAUUGGUGUUGAGCUGUCUGAACAUUUAAAGUUAGAUCCUUUAUGUGAAAAUCGUUUACUCCCAAUGAUGAAGUACAAAGAAUUGAUUACAAGGUCACUGCCUCUGAUCUAUGUUGAACCGGUCCCUGUUGAUCCUGCAAUGUUUGAUAAGGGUCAUGAGGAUGAAAUGGAUGAGUUUCCAGAUGAAAAAGACGAAAAUGAUGAAAUGCACAAAAUUUUAUUUCCUUUGAUUCAGUGCUACUACAAACCAGAACAUCCAACACCAGAAUUCAAUAUUCUCCCGAAAGAAAUUUCACCAGUGCCUGUAGUCUCUGAGAUAUUUGACCUGACACCCACUGAGGGGGUGCUGGAGCCAUUCCAGUCACAAGUCCUGAAUGUGGCAUUCCGGCCACCACCAUUCACAGGCAUUGUGGCGACUGCUGUGUGCUCGGUGCUGGGCGGCCCCAUGGAGACUAUCCAAUUGUCCGGGCAGAGCUCCAGGCACGUGUUCUCUCUCAGCUCCACUUACAUCAACUUUGGCUUCCGGACAUUCACAGAGGUAUGUGAGGAGGUGAUAGAGCUCAGCAACAUGAGUCAGCUGCCAUUCACCUUCCGAGUGUCGUCUGCCGCAGAUGCUGCAGUACCAUCGGACAUGGCAGAUGUGGAACUCGGCCGGCUCACUAUACAGCCCUCCUAUGGUAGAGUAAAUGCCCAAACAAGCAUAUCCAUAUAUGUCAGGUUCUACCCAGGCCUGACUGGCGAGUUCCAACAGCAGUUCACAAUACAGGUUGGAUACUUAGAACCAGUGAUAGUGUUAGUGACUGGAUACGGAGUGUUGCCUCAAGUCUCUGUGAACCAGGCACACAUAUCACGACCACGGCUGCCUAUCUAUCUAGGCUACAAGGCAGUGGCCAGUCUCACUGCCCGGAGGUUCCAACAUACAAUAUCUUGUCACCACCUGUCUGUGGACCUGACACAGCCGCCUAGUGAUGACAUCCUGUCAGACUGGGUAGUCAUCAACUUCACGGACAAGUUCCCCACCAAUAAUGACAUUUGGCUGGCUAUAGAGCGAUUGAUUGCCAGCAGCUACUUUAAAGAAAACCCACAGUUCUUGAGUGUGAGUCGCUCUAGAAACAAUAACAAGCGUACACCUCAACUUGUAUUUCCUGGUUAUGUCCUAGAUUUAGGAAGCGUUAUUGUUGGCACAACUACUGAAGCAACAGUGAUGGUGGAGAACAGAGGUUUGGUCAGAGCUGACGUAACCCUCGCUUUCUCUGUCCCAGAAAAAAAACUGAAGCAGGACGGUUUUUUUAUCAACUUCCAAAACCACAUGUCACUGCCUAUCGGGAGAUCUGUUCCCAUGAUCAUAACCAUCAGACCUUCCCCUGGACGGUAUUCUGGCAAACAGGAGAUAGUACAUUUCACCCUAUACAUAGAGGUUAACAAUGGUGGCGUUAUUCCCAUGUACGUAAAAGCUCUCCUGACAGUGCCAUAUGUUACACUGGACCAGAAAACACUUGAUUUUGGAGAUGUACACUGUGGUCAGUGUUGCAUCAAAUGCAUUGUGUUAAAAAACUGUGGAGCAGUGGAGGCAGAGUGGAGUGCCACUCUUGUUGGAGUGAAGCGCAGGAGACGCUACAAGGACUCAGAGGAAGAGAUGCCAUUCUUUAUCAAGAGAACCAGUGCCUUGUUCCCACCCAAGACUGCGGAACUGAUAGAAAUCGGAUUCAUUCCCACCAAAGAGAGAUUGUAUGAGACGAUGCUGAAGCUGGAAGUGAAGCAUAAUCCAGAGAAGAUGACAGUACAGCUGAUAGGCUCAGGUGUGGAGCCUCGGGUGUUUCUGGAUCCUCUGACUGUACAGUUUGGGGCCCAUGUACCUUACUCUGGGAUUGUACAGAGAGAGUUAAUUGUCAGCAAUAAGUGUAACUUCAACAUUGAACUGUACUUUCCAGACUUUGACAGUGCAAUACUGGAAGAAGAUCGUGUGCUGAGAGUUUUAACUCAUUUGUAUAAUUCUGACAAGUUAUUGCUUCCUUUAGACCUGUAUGAUACAGCGCUAUCAGAAGAACUCAAAGAAUUUUACAAAAAACUUGUGGACAACGCACGAGAAAUAUCAAAAUCAAGUUUGGAAGCUACAGAGAAUAUUGCAGAAAAUUCUUCUACUGGAGUCUCAUCAAUAAGUCAGAGAAAAUUAAGUAAGAAUGAAUUGAACACGUCAAGAGAUGAGAAAACCAGUGAUGUUGAAAGUGAUAGUUUUGUUCCUCCUUCUCAUCCGCUAUCAUUGAUGUCGUUAGAUGGAAUAGAAAAUCACUUACAUGGAUUGAUUGAUGACUCAUCUGUUGAACUGGGAGGAUCUAGUGACCCUCUGGAGCUGAAGGAAAGGACAGUCCCUCUGCCCGCCUUAGAUGCAAAGGACCCCAACAAGGGCAUCCUUCUGGCCUUCCACGGUGCUCCUAAAACAGAUUGCGUAUACUGGGCCAAUAGAACUGCCAACAAGCUGUUGCUGAGUGUAAGGACCCUGGACCAGGUGAUACUGGAGGAGGCAGCAGGAUCGGACAGGUUGGCAGCAGUCACGGUACAGCAGGCUGUGUAUGACAGCUAUAUGGAACUUGCUGUGGAUCUGGAUGCUGUAGAAACGGUAUCUGAAGUUGGUACAGGUGUUAAUUACGAUGAACUCUGCAAGAGGGUAUUGUUUCUAAGUACUGCUAAAGCACCACCCAUCCUAGUGGAUGAAAAGAAGAAGGGAGCAGGAGGAAAAAAAUCUCCAAAGCCUAAAACUGCAGUUAAAACGGACUCACCAGCUACAUUUAGAGAUAUUCCAGUUGAAGUAUUUGUUGAUUUGAUUAAAGACAGACUGCUGGAGGAAGUAGAGAUGGGUUUGGUGCUAGUAAAUUUGACAGGGUUCUUCCUUAAGUUGGUCAAGCCUGCUGUGAGCGUUAUACUGAAGUGUGUGGGUCAUAUCAGCUGCCUAGACUUUGUCACUUUAUUCAAUACCCAUAUACACAACCUCAUGUGGAAAACUAAAUGCCAGCAAAAGAAAGACAUGAUACAGAAGAUGAUGGAGGAAGAGAAGAUGGUCUUGUUUGAUGAGAUGAGCCGAGAACAGCUGAUGGAGCUGUCAGCUGAGGAUCAGUUAAUGUUUGAGAAAACAGUUUUAGAGGACAGAAAACAGCUGCUGAACAAGCUGAGGGGUAGAGAGCGUCAGACAAGCCUUCCUGCUUCUCCCGCUGGCACCAUUGCUACCAAAUCAAAGAAAGAUGACAAGAAGUCCAAAAAGCAAUCUGUGGGUGCUUCUGAAAAAUCUAAAGAUACAAAAACAACUGUUAAAGGAAAGAACAAAAGUUCUACUUUGCCAUCACCAACAAAUCUAAAAUCGAAGCAAUCAUCUCUUAAGUCAUCGAAACUCCAAAAACAAUUAGGAUUGGUGGAUGAAAUUGAAGAUGAUGCUGCAUUGGAGGCUCAGUUUGCCUGUUAUCAGCAAGAGCUGGAAGAACUGGUCACUUUACUCAGCAGGUGGAAUAAAACUACAAAGGAAUUUGAGGGUCUUGACCGACUUCCAUCACUGUUCUCUGUACCAAAACCACAGACAAAGAAAGGGAACAAGCCCUCAGCUAAACCAGAUAUCAGUAAUAAUAGAAGAACCUCAGGGACUAAUAUUGGUGUAAACUGCAAUAUUAUCAAGUUUCCACUCAAUCCAACAGAUACCUGGUUUGGAGAGCUGACAAAAUUUAAGGCGAACAGAGAAACUUUCAUAACAUCUAAAAAAGUCGAAAAAGAGUGGUUUGAAAUCUCAUUGCCACAUCCUUUAACGCUAGCUUCUGUAAAAACGCCUGAAAUUAGAACAGGAAACACUGAUCUUGGUUAUUUCAAAAUCCUGGAUGGUAAAUUUACUGAACUUGAAAUUGGAGUUUCUGACGAUGAUGUAACUGAUGAAACAGAACAAGUAGUUGAUGUAGAAGAUUCCCAACAGGAAGAAGAAGAAAACUCAGAUGAAAUUAUAAGUGAAAAAAGUGCUCAUUCAGUUGCAUCAUCCUCUCAGUUCAAAACUAGCAAAAGUGAAAACUCUAUAAAAUCUGAAAGGGAUGCUACUGUGGAGGAAGUUGUUAUAGAAGCAUCUGGAGAUUCUGCUUCCACAACAGAAUCAAAGAAAUCAGGGACGUCUGUAUCCACCCUUAGCACAGAUGAGACAGUAGAAGAGAAGUUCACAGCAAGAAUAAAUCUUGAACCUGGUGAGAAAAGAUCAUGGAGAGUAUUUUUUGAUCCUAAAAAGUUGGCUGUCUAUCACCAAACUUUGCAACUGGAAAUCGGGGGUUGGAGAAAGAGGUACAACGUGUUUUUGUCGGCAACAUGUGACAUACCGCACAUUGACAACAAUCCCACAGCAAUUUUCAAAAAGGUUCACACAACUCUAAGCUCAUCUGGUAUUAGCAACAAUGUCUAUUUGCUUGAUGAAAACCAGUUUUAUUUUGGUCCAGUAUAUGCAACAGAAGCUAAUAAAAACAGGACUAACGAUGUGUCGACGAAGUUUUGUUUCACUAACAUAUCAGCGGUAGAUGUAGAAAUUAGUUUUGAAUUCUUGGAAGAAGACAAUAUAUUUGGAGACUUUCCUUUUGGAUUCACAUCAAAAAGUCAACAAAUCCCACCAGGCAAAAGUAAAUACCUGGAGGUGUACGCCUGCCCCCAAGUUAUUGGAAAGUUUGAGGGAACACUUGUCUACAGCAUGCUGAAUAACCCUGAACCUGGAUUCAUACAGAUGACCUGCAUUGGAGUAUUGUGUGACUUUGAGUUGACUCCAAAGGUAGUGAAAUUCGAACGGGUUCUCCUCUACCGGAAAGAGUGUAGCCUAUUGAACCUUAUCAACAGAUCUUACAAACCACUGGGUUGGCGUUUGGUAGGCGUGCCACUGCUCAGCGAGCAGGUUUCAGUCAGCCAGCAGUCAGGGGUCAUACAAGCAUUGCAAACUGCCAACGUCUAUGUCAACUUCCACGCACAAUUUGUUGAAGUUGCCACCCACUCUAUCCAGAUCGAGGUCUACGAUGAUGAGUUUAGAGGAGAGCCAUUUAUGACAGAGUCACUCGAAAUUGUCUUAGAGUCAGUCGACGUUUUAGUUGACAUCAUAUUCCCAACAGAAAAAUAUUCUGAAAUCAAUUUUGAUACCGUCCAAGUUGGAGAGCCCGAAACUCAAACCAUCAUAUUGAAAAACAAAGGAAAAUAUGAUGUAACAUACCAGAUAAAGUUCAAUGAAGAAGCAAACAUUGGCUUCGAUGCAGAAAAAAUGUUUACAUUCACUCCAAAAAGUGGAAUUUUACCUAAACUAGAAAAACAAGUACAAGUAAAGGUCUGCUGUCUAUGCCCACACCCUGUACACAUCAGCAGUGUGCCGGUGUUCAAGGUAUGGCUGGUGGAUACUGCUCCCCAGACACAGCCAGUUGCUGCAGUACCCAUCAAUGUUACUAUAGACGCUUUCACCUCACAAUACAAAGUUAUUCCAGAAUCAGAAUUAAACUUUGGUCCAAUUCUGGUGGGAACAAAGAAAAUUGAAACGAUCAUUGUAGAGAACAUUGGAAAAUUUGAGUUUGUUUUUAGCGUCAAGACACUAGAGCAAGUGGAAAUGGAAACUCUAGAGCAACGCCAAGGAAUCCAAGAUCAGAACAAGAGUGUUAAAAGUUCAAAAGGGAAGAGCACUAAAACUCAAGAAAGCACUAAGGGAAAGUCAGUGAAAAGUAAAGCAUCUAGUAAAAAAGUGGAGGAGUUCCCAAGCCUGACAGCCGGAAUAUUCUCUAUCUCCAACACAGGUGGUCGGGUGGCUCCCGGCUCCUCCUUCACACUCAGCGUUGAGUGCAAUGUGGAGACUGAGGAGGACUACUCUCAGGUGAUUGUGAUCAAACUGCUGGACCAUCCCUGGAACAAGAAGAAAGGCACUCAUAUCACUCUGACUGCUGCAGCUUUCCUCCCUUCAGUAAACUUUGACAACCUUGAUUACAUUUUUCAAGAAGCCCUCCCAGUUUCUACAGAGGACUUUGUCAGAGAUGGAGAACCACACAUCGUGUUCCAUCAGGAACAGAAAAUAUUGCGGUUCAAUGAUGUGUGUGUCGGCUCCGAGGCCAGUCUAAGUAUGCAUCUGCAUUUGCGUAACAUGGGAUUGGUGAACUGCGAGGUCACAGUGACCUCCACCCAUACCACGCCACAGUCUGCCUUCAUUUUUGAACCCAGCAAGUUUUCCAUCAUGUCGCAAUCAGAGUUCUGCUUCAGGAUAUCUUUCGUGCCCACACAAAUUGGCACGUUCACAGAAGAGCUGCAGGUCCGUGUGAUGGUGCCUGAACAGUCCAAGCCACAGAUGCUCACUGCUACACUGAUCGGGAAGGCACACUUGCCUCAGGUGCAAGUGAUCAAACCUCCACGUCCUUCCAUAUGUGACGUUGCUUCUCCAUCCAUCCUUGAGUUUUCUCCUACCCUCGUAGGACAGUCAAUCUCUGAACAGGUGGUCUUUGUCAACAGUGGCUCUAUCAAUUGUACGGUAAUUAUAGAAGUUGUUGGGAACAAACACAAAGCAUUUUCAUUCCGAAUAUGUGAUAGAGAAGUUUUACAGUGUAAAGAUACAGACUUUGUACAAGAGGUGGUAAGGCUUGCACAUAGCAAGGUGUGUGAGGUGGGAGUGGUGUUCCUUCCCAUGACAGAAGGCCAGGCAGACUGUGAACUGAAGCUCUACGUCACCAACAACCCCUAUGAGGAUCAGAAGGUGACAAUAAGAGGAACAGGCUAUCUGCAGGAUGUAGUACUGGACGGUGUGCCUCUCGUGGUGGAACAGAAGCUCAGUCUAGUGGAUGAAAGGUCAGGUCUUCGAUCGCUGAAGUACAAAUUAACGAUAGGGCCGUGCCACGUGGGGGAGACUGUGAGGCAUCUGUUGGUAUUGAAGAACCAAACCUCAGACCAUUGGUACCGCAGCUUUCCAAUGGUCUGAAGAGCUACCCCUGCUCUCUGUCUCUCCAACUGUAGGCCACCUACCUCCCGAGACCAGCAAGGAGGUCAUGGUCACUUUCCAGAGUCUCGAGCCUGGCGUUGUGCUGAAGAAAAAAGAACUCAAAUGUUUGCUGGCUCAAAUCCAGUUAAAGGAAGAAAGUAAUGCUCCUUUCGGUGGCUGGGACAAUAAUCUAAAAACAGUGAAAUGGAUGGAAAGCUCAGAAACUCCAGAGUUAGGGUUAGUAAG
This is a messenger RNA of Homalodisca vitripennis (glassy-winged sharpshooter), 9642 nucleotides long. Its product is annotated as hydrocephalus-inducing protein-like. Lineage: Eukaryota; Metazoa; Arthropoda; Insecta; Hemiptera; Cicadellidae. The record is from RefSeq and is a predicted model, not a curated record. Gene Ontology annotation, biological process: cilium movement; axonemal central apparatus assembly. The transcript has 56 exons. Gene Ontology annotation, cellular component: axoneme. Bases 139 to 9396 code for a protein of 3085 amino acids.